Messenger RNA from Ilyonectria robusta, 1662 nucleotides. RefSeq names its product allantoate permease. Gene Ontology annotation, cellular component: membrane. Bases 1 to 1662 code for a protein of 553 amino acids. Gene Ontology annotation, biological process: transmembrane transport. Lineage: Eukaryota; Fungi; Ascomycota; Sordariomycetes; Hypocreales; Nectriaceae. The record is from RefSeq and is a predicted model, not a curated record. Gene Ontology annotation, molecular function: transmembrane transporter activity. The transcript has 6 exons.
AUGUCCGAGCCCAAAGAUGCCCCUGAGGCGAGUCAGGUGGAGCAGGCUCAGAUGCCAGACAUCGAGACCCGUUCCCCUGCAAAUGACGCGGUCGGUGUAAACAACGAUGCCAUCGAGUCCGCUCCUGCAAAGGUCGAAAAGCUGGACAAGGCCGCGCAGUUUCUCAAGCAGGCCCAGCAUCAAGUUGUCGUGACGCGGGCCGAGAACCGUCGCGUGCGGAAACUGAUCGACUGGAGGAUUCUGCCUCUGCUCCUUGUUGUAUACUGCCUCCAAUCGCUCGAUAAAAAUACCUUGUCCUAUGCCGGCGUCUUUGGUCUCAUCGACGAUGCCAAGUUGGUUGGAAACGAGUAUUCGUGGCUCGGGUCUGUUGUCUACGUGGCGCAGCUUUGCUUCCAGCCUGUCGUGGCAUACAUCCUCGUCAAGUUCCCCAUCGGCAAGUUUAUAUCAUGCAUGGUGCUUGCUUGGGGCGUGAUUCUGUGCUGCAUGACUGCUGCACAUAAUUUCACCGGCCUGGUUACUGCCAGAUUAUUUCUUGGCAUUUUCGAAGCUUCUGUCGCCCCGACAUUCGUUGCCAUUGUUCAGAUGUGGUAUAGACGACGAGAACAGACUCUGAGAAACUCUUUCUGGUAUGCACAACUUGGAGUUGUGAACAUUCUUGGAAGUCUGCUAUCCUAUGGACUGGGGCAUGUCAAUUCCAGCGUCCUUCAUCCUUAUCAGGUCAUUUUUCUCUUCUGUGGCUGCCUCACCUUUGCGUGGUCGAUUGUCAUGUUCAUUUGGAUGCCCGACUCGCCCAUGACUGCCAAAUUCCUGAAUGCAGAUGACAAGUUGAUUGCUGUUGAGCGACUCCGCAUGAAUCAGCAGGGUAUCGGAUCCGGAGUUUGGAAGUGGGACCAUGUGAAGGAGUGUCUGCUUGAUCCCAAGACGUGGUUGUGGUUCUGCACCAUAUUUGCCAUCUCAGUCCCGAGCGGUGGUAUUUCGACAUUCGGUCCCCUGAUCAUCGAGUCCUUCGGCUUCGACCGGUUCACCACGAUCCUCUUCAACAUGCCUUUUGGCGCUAUUCAAAUGAUUGCCACGAUCGGAGGUGCCUGGCUUUCAGAUAAGAUCAAGAUGAAAUCCCCCGUUCUGAUUCUGCUCUGCCUCGGCCCCAUUACGGGAUGCUCCAUUCUUCUUGCCGUCGGACGUGAGCCUAGCGAUCGCGCCCUGCUCCUCUUCGGUUACUAUAUCAUCUCCGUGUACCCGGGCAUCACUCCCUUGAUCUACUCUUGGUCAGGCCAGAACACGGGUGGUGAUACGAAGCGCAAAGUCACGACGGCCAUGAUCUUCAUUGGAUCCAACGCGGGCAACAUCAUCGGCCCGCUUCUCUUCCGCACAGACGAACGCCCCAGGUACACUCGUGGUUUGACAGCGAACCUGGUCCUCUUCAUUGUACUGGCAGUGCUAUUUGCCUUCGGCAUGCUGUUGAUCAAGGUCCUAAACAAGAGACACGCCCGCCAACGUGUGGCUCUCGGCAAGCCUGAGCACAUUGUCGAUUUCAGUAUGAUGGAUAACAGGGAGCUGGAGGAUGAUGACGAUCUUAUGAAUCAAGCCAAUGAUCAAACCGGAGAGAGAGGUUUUGAGGAUUUGACCGACUUGAAGAACGAGGAUUUUAUUUAUGUUUACUGA